Colletotrichum karsti is the source of this 501-nucleotide messenger RNA. RefSeq lists its product as uncharacterized. The record is from RefSeq and is a predicted model, not a curated record. Bases 1 to 501 code for a protein of 166 amino acids. The transcript has 2 exons. NCBI's taxonomy places the organism in Eukaryota, Fungi, Ascomycota, Sordariomycetes, Glomerellales, Glomerellaceae.
AUGGACAAGUUCGCAGCCACGGAGGGCACCGAGCCGCACGAUAGCUACUCGCGGAUGGAGCCGUUUUCGCCGACCGAGACGGCGAUCGAGCGGGACCUCCGGCUCCGCAUCAGGGACUUCUACCGAACCAGCGACAACAAGGAACUGAACGACCGGUGGCUGGAAUUCUUCACGCCGGACGCGAAAGUCAAGAUCGGGCCGCAGGAGGGCGAGAAGCGUGAGAACCUCCGGCAGCUGCGGACGGACAUGUGGAGUCCCGUCGCGGCGAGGAAGCACUGGAUCACGAGCGCGAUCGGAUCAGCUACCGAACAGGGUGUGCACGUCAUGUUGAGGGGCGGCGUCAAGCGGAAGGGGCUGGACGGGAGCGAGAACGCGUUUAGCUGGGCUGGCAGUGCGGCGUGGAAGAAGCACGACGGUGAAUGGCGGAUGGAGGAUUAUCGGGUCUGGCUGGACCAGUGGGCUCCGAUUGAGGGGCCGUUGCCUCCAGAGUCGAUCAUUUGA